Messenger RNA from Phyllotreta striolata, 5348 nucleotides. The record is from the annotation of a GenBank genome assembly. NCBI's taxonomy places the organism in Eukaryota, Metazoa, Arthropoda, Insecta, Coleoptera, Chrysomelidae.
GCUAAGACCCGACACUAGUGGAGGUAUUUAUUGAUUGAUUACAAUAUGAAUUUGCGAUCAUAUAGAGAAUUAGAUCACAUUUUCAUUUGCAGUAUUUUCAGUAAUCAGAAAGUUAUAUAUUGUGUAUUAUUCGGUUUAAGCUCGUUUAAAAAUUCGGCCCAUUAGUUCUCAAACGGAUUUUCAUAUUUAUCUUAUCAAUUUUUAACCAAUUGUCCACUGAGUAAGAGUACAUUUCUUUUUUAUUUGUUUAACAUAACCUAUAAAUUUGACGUUUCAAGUUUUAUUGGCGGGCUUCGUUGAUUUGAUAGAUCUUAAAAAUAUCUUGCAUUUACAACAAACAUAUUCUAUAUAAAAUGAACAAAAAUAAAUUAAACACCAAGACAGUGUCUGAAAACAAGAGUGGUACGAUUGAACACUUUUUGGAAAAUUCGGAAAAUAUAAAUCUAUGCGCCUUCGGAAAAAGUGAUAAGCAAGAUAAUCAACCUGCACUUUGCGCGGAUAUUAUCAUAAAGAAACGUAAGGAAAACCAAAAUGAAACUAGCCCACCAUACAAAAAAGCACGAGGUAUAAUAUUAAGUACACUUGAUAAAGAAGAUAACAUGAAGGGUACCGGAAUAUUAAUUGACUCUCUAAACAGGAAUUUAAAUGACUCCGAUCACCGUAAUAACUCUCAAAAAGUAGUUCACAGCAAAAAAGCAAAUAUAACAGAAAUGGAAUUUACGGAUAUCGAUUUCAGCGAUUGGGAAGAUACCUUCGAGUUAUCCAAAGAAAACCUUCUAGAACUAACAGAGCCUCAGCGAUGCAAAGUGCUCGAAAUAUCCCAUUUACAAUCAAAGAUUCUCCUCACUUUGAUAUCCUUACAAAAUCAGCACAAAGGUCUGUGCUACGUGGAAGGCUUGUGGAUGUACACGAAAUUUAAAGUGGAUAGUAUUCUUUACAUGACAGCCGGUAUUGUCGAAGGCAAAUGGGUCGUAAAUAACAAGCACGGGUUGAUCGUCCUAGAACCGGAUAUUCUAAUACCAUCAACGACUAUUACAAGUUUCUUAUGGUGUAAACGAAAGAGCAUACUCAGUGAAAGAUACAGAGGCUUCGAAUCCACAAAUCAAGCUAUGCUCGUAGGCUCUAUAGUGCAUAGCAUCAUACAAGAAGCAAUGAAAAACGACAUAAACAACACAAAAGAGCUAAUCGAAAUUUCUAAGAAACACAUGUAUCAAAAACGCGUUAUAAAAUGCUUGUACGAAUGCGAUAUCACCAUGGAAACAUUAGAGGAAGAAGUGAAUCAGUACAUUCCGAGAAUCGAAGAUUUCCUUAAAACUUACAUUCGACCUGGUUUCCCAAAGCAGUCGAUCAAAAACAACUGGAAAGGCAGAAUAGACGCAAUAGAAGAUAUAGAAGAAAACGUGUGGUGCCCGGAAUUGGGUCUAAAAGGAAAAAUCGAUGCGAUGGUUACGGCCGAAGGCCGAACAAUGCCCGUCGAAAUAAAAACCGGCAGAGCUAGAGUAUCUUUGGAGCAUCGCGGGCAAAUACUAUUGUAUCUGGCUAUGAUAAAAAAUAUCGGCUACAACGCAACUUCCGGGCUGCUGUUGUAUUUAAAGGAAGGAAUUUUGAAGGAGAUACCCGCUUCGAAUCACGAACAAACCGAUUUAAUUCAACUCCGAAACGAAUUCAUCUAUUACAUAACGAAUUCAUCGACUGUAAGUAACGAUAAGUUUCUUCCACCAGUCCUGCCGGAACCGAUAGAUCAUCAUUUUUGCUCGAAUUGUUCCUACAAUAACAUUUGCGCGGCGUAUUCUUACUACACAAACGAAGACCUAACUAACAGGAAACACCUUAAAAAAAUCCAACAAGAAACGUUGAAUUAUUUAAACGAAAGCCACAUUGAAUAUUUCAUGAAAUGGAGCGCUCUGUUGAUUAUGGAGAGCCAAGAGAACGAGUUUAAAUCCUCCGUAAAGCAGGCUAAGGAUAUUUUUUUGAUUCCUCCAGAAGAACGGGAAGUAAGGGGUAGAUGUCUUACUAAUUUAGAAGUAGAUCUGGUAAUCGAAGAAUCCGCAGAAGCAGUACAACACGUUUUCCACAAGCCUAAUGCAAAUUCUAACUUUCUAAACAGCGGUAUCUACCAAAGUAACUACGUGAUAGUGAGCACGGAGAAACGAUACGCAGUAGCCUGCGGUUUCGUUAGCAAAAUCUCGCACGAUUCCAUCGUGGUGAAUUUAGAUAAAAAUUUAGAACAGAAAUAUCCCAACAGAAAAUUCACCAUCGACACCUACGAAUCGGGCCGACUACAAACGUACCAAUUCAGCAGCCUCGCUUUGCUGCUCGAAAACACCCCGAAGGCCGACAAUUUGAGGAAAACGAUCAUCGACAAAGCGCCGCCUACGUUCAAACCCACCCUACCGAAAAUCAUCGCCAGCAAAGGCAAGCACAUCCUGAAAACCCUAAAUCUCGUCCAGCAAAGAGCCGUGCUGAAGGCGAUCACGGCCAACGAGUACUUCCUGAUCAAAGGCAUGCCCGGCACAGGCAAAACCGCCACCAUCGUGGGCUUGAUACAGCUGUUGAUCGAGCUGGACAAGACCGUUUUGAUAACCAGCCACACGCACUCGGCCGUCGACAACGUCUGCCUGAAGCUCCUAAAACGCGGCGUUAAAUUCAUGCGCUUGGGCGCCGACUCUAAAAUCCACAAAGACGUGCUGCAGUACUCCGAGCACAAUCUGACCAAACACUGCUCGACGCCCGAGGAGUACGAGGCCGCGUACAACAGCGCCCGGAUCCUGGCCGUGACCUGCUACGCCUCCGGCCACCCCGUUCUGACCAAGCGUUCCCUGGACUUUUGCAUCGUCGACGAAAGCACGCAAGUCCUCCAAAGCGCCAUCAUACGCCCCCUGUACUCCUGCAAAACCUUCGUGUUGAUAGGCGAUCCCGAUCAACUACCAGCCGUCAUUAAAAACAACACCGCCAAGGAGCUCGGCAUGGCGGAGAGCCUGUUCGAGAGGCUCUACAGACCCGACGCCGCCAUAGCUUUGAACAUUAACUACCGAAUGAACAGAACAAUAACAUCCUUCGCUAACUGUCUGACGUACAACGGGGAGUUGAAGGUAGCGAACGAGGCGAUCGAGAACGCCACCAUCAAAGCGAAUUCGCUGGAGCUUCGCGGAGAAGCCAGCUGGAUUUCGAAAGUGCUCGACGGUUCCAUCGAAGAAGCCGUGCAAUUCGUCGACACCGGUCCGGUGUGGAACCUUCCGCAAAACGCCGCUUGGAAGAUAAACAAGCGCUACAAAACCGACGAUGAUGGCUCCAAAACCCUCAUAAACAUCCACGAGGUGGGCGUUAUCGUCAGAAUCGUUAGAGCUUUACUCGCCGCGGGCGUGGAUUCCGUCGAUGUAGGAGUGAUCGCGACGUACCGGCACCAAGUCGAGCAGCUCGACGCGGUACUACGGCCGUACUCGAUCGACGUGAACACGGUGGAUCAGUUCCAAGGGAAGGACAAGGGCGUGAUAAUUUACUCGUGCGGUUGUUCGAGGGACGUCGCGGCGUUCGCGGCGCCCGGCAGGCACGAUUUGCUGGAGGAUAAGAGGAGGUUGAACGUGGCCAUGACGAGGGCCAAGCACAAGUUGCUCGUCGUCGGCGACGUUAAAACGCUGAUGGUGUUCUCGACGUUUAAGAAACUGUUGGAGAGGUUCGAGGAUAAAAUCGUGCGAUUGGCGGAUUAUGAAGAUUUUAGCUGGGAGAGAGUGCUGGAUGUGAAUUCGUGAGGGUUGACGGGUGGUUGUUGUUUAUGGAAGUUGCAUUUUUUUAUAUACAGCGUGUCCCGGAAGGGAUGCAGUCGUGAAUAUAAUUUGAAUCUUUUAUGAUCACAACUUCAAAAUUAUUUUUUUGUUGUGAUUUUUUUUUCUUAGAAAUGUCGCACUUUAUUUUUAGAAAUGAUUUAAUUUUUGGUCGGGUUUAAUUUUUAUAUUUUUUAAUGGAAUACACCUAAUUUAGACCGGAUAAUGACCUAUAUUAUCAAUAAUCGAAUAAAAUCGUAUAAAUUCUGAUUACUGACUUUGAUGAAAUUAUUGGGCAAGUCAAGAAUUCAAAUGUUACAAUAAUUAACAUUUAUUGAGUUCGUGACUUGUCGUUUGUGUCCUUACAUUCCUAAUAAAUCCCUAAUCCGUGUGUAUUGUGUUUGGUGGUGUUUUGGUGAAACUAAGAAGCUUAACUAACACGUCUAGCUUUGUUAAAAUAUUUACACGAAAUUAAUUUAAUAAAAUGUUACAAUCAAAUAUUUGUAGUAUAUGUUGUUCUUUCUAUUCAUGAUCAUCGAGUAUAUUCAGGCUUAUUUAACAUAAAAUUAUGGGUACUUAUGCUUUCGUUUUGAUAAAGUGGGAUUGUAUCUUGUUAUUUUUGUAAUGGUUAAUGGUAUUGCAUCAUGUUCUAUUGUUUGUCUUAAAUCUUUUGGUUAUUUUAGAUUCUAAUUAAAAUCUUGUAGCUUCUGAAACGAAUCCAAAAUAGAGCAUUUAUAAAUAACCCAUGUGUCGUUUUUUCGUUUAAAGGACGAGCCAUUGUCAAUUUCAUCAGCUUUAAAUUUGACAAAUAAAUGUCAGAGCCAAGAAACCAUAGCAACAAUUAAUUGACACAUUUUAUAGUACGUUCAGAAUUAAUUCUUAAAUGUAUCAAUAUGCCCGGGGUUAAAACUAAAUUGGUCUUCACGUGAAUACGCAUUAUUAAAAUGUUUUCAAAUUUGGAGGUUGACUUAAGAAUGAAAUUACCUUUAAAACGAGGUGUCACUUGACCUCCCUUUCCAUAAGAAAAAAAGAUUCAAAAUGGCGCCUAACUGUCAUUUUGAAAGUUUCAACUGUCAUUUUUACGUCAAAAAAUAGUAUUUUUACUCCAAUAUAUAAACACCCCAAUUUGCGCGACAAAAAGCUCUUACCAUUCAAAUGUUAAAGGGGGGGCGACGGACUUUUGGUCUUCAAUGUAUAUUGUAUAAAUGUAUAAAUAUAUUGUUAAAUUUGAUAAAUUUUUACAGCUCAUAACUUAUGUUUCGUGUAAAUAUAAACUGCCUGUAAAUGCAAAUAGCGUGUGUCCGUUUAUCGCAGAAAGGGUAAAGCUAAUUCUAAAUGUUUUCUCUUCCUUCCUCUCCCCGUGCCUCUAUCAUCGCGUCAUACAUUCUAUUUUCUGUUUAUCAUCUUAUUUAUUUUGAUCGUUUCGCAUAUUUUGGUUUGGUUUAUCAUUUGAUUUGUACACGCAUCGCACACGCUCCCCCACGGCCCGAUCCCUCCCGCCCUCCCAUCGUCCCCGUUUCCGAAUUUAGUGGGUUCGAACCUCUUACUCCUGAUAUCCCAACCAGGCAGGAUCCGCACGGAGGUGGU